AUGGUUGAUUUUGAAAAUGCUUGUGCUGAUUUAGGAUUAGAACUUGAACUUGAGUUUGCUGGGUUCUUAAACUCUUUAGAACUGAGUAACGAAAAACUCACUGGUUGUACAUGCCUUGGGGGUGGUUGUGAAAUUUGUGAAGAAAUCAGUUCUGCCAUAUGUUCUGCUUCUAACUAUUUUGCAGGUGCCAAGGAAGAGAUCAUUAUGUUCAAGCUGGAUGGAAAUGACCCUGAUGAGGUAGCUAGUGAUCAGAGAACACAGGUUUAUUCUGAACUUAGCAUUCCCAUAGAGUUCUCUAAGGUUCAAUAUGAAUUUAAUGCUUUGGAUCUGUUUAAAGUUGAACCCAUAGAACCUACUCUAGAUUAUGUUCCUGUUAUGCCUGCACACACUCAUAUUUUAGAUUCAGCCUUUUCCAUUGAAAAUAUUGACAUGCCUUAUGCUGUUUCAGAGUUAUGCACUGGUUUUGACAUUAUUCCAGUUGAUGAUAGCUUCACAGUAGGUGUUCAUUUAGCUGCUGAUUUGAUAGAUGCUAGUGAGGUCAUUUUUGAGGAACCAGUCCAGGUUAUGAUGGAGACACAUGCUGACUUCGAAUUCAGUGAUGGCAUUGCAGAAUUAAACAAAGAGGAAGCUGCAGAGACAAAGGCAACCCUGGUGGAGGCAAUAGAUGGUGUCAAUAUUGCUAAAGGAGUCUUGAACGUGCAGAAGCAAUUGAAAAAUUUGAAUGGAGAACUGCAGUUACUGCAACAAAUGCCUAAGCAGGAGAACUUCAAUGCAGCCAUGGAGACAAUACACAAAGGAGCUGAGCACAAUGGAGAAAAUCCAAUAAGCUCUUUCUUUUCCCUUCUUUUAAAUAGUAGUUACAGGUCUUUUAUAGUAGUUUACAUAGCUUUAAGUAGCAUAAUAAAUAGUAGGAUAGAUAAUAUGUUGUUUUUCAUAAAAAUAAAACGAAUUAACUUUGAUUUGUGGCCAAUCUGAAUAAGUUCUUUUCCUCUUUAGUUUUAUAGUUUUACUUUUAAGUCUUGUUUCUAUUCUUGUUCAGUUGUUGUUCUUUUUGUGUUUUUCAGUUUCUAUUCUUGUACAUAUUUGUUGCUGUUUGAUUUGAGUAUGUUUUUGUUGAUUAGAAAACCUUACUCACUCACACAUUGAGGGCAAUGUGCCUCUUAAGUGUGGGGGUGAGGGGUUGUAGUUAAAAUUUUUGCUUUUACUUUGAUAGAUGUGUUUAGUAUCUGUUUUAGUAAUAAAAUAGGGGUAUUUUUUUUCUGAACUGUUUUUCUCUUAGUUUAGGUCUGGUUUGGUUUAUAAAUCCCUAGAGUAGUUUACUAUUCUUUCUUUAGUCUGUAAAUACUUACUCUUGUUACUGAUCUGUUUUAGUUUAGUUGUUAGUUUUGUUGAUAAUAGUUCUUAGGUCUUUUAAAGUUCAUUCAUUUUCUGGUUUAUGUUGUUUUAGCUUAGGUUCUUUUACUGUUUUUUUUUUUUUUGUUAAAGAACUUCUUUUAGGUCCCUUUUUCUUUGCUUAUUUCUAUUAUUUUCUCCUCCUUUGUAGUUACUUGUUCUGUUUUAAGCUCUUGAUUAGUUUCAUGCUUUGUAUCAAGUUUUCAAUUAGGAUUUUCUUUUCAUAAUUAGUUUCUAUUUUCUUUCUGCUACUGUUUGUAAAAUUUUCUGAAUUUAGUUUGUCAAUACUUAGUUUUUUAUGCUUUUAGAAUAUGUUUUAGGCUGUAGGAUUAGACUUUAUUUUUGCUUAUAGUUUCUGUAAUUAGAAUUCAUAUUAGAAUUUCCUUUCUCUGCUUAUAUUCUUGCCUUCUAUUUCACGAAUUAGAUACUCUUUAAUUUCUGUUUUAGCAUUUGUUUCAGUUUUAUUUUACCUUAUAGGUUCUGUUCUGAGAUUUUAAUUUCUGAGUCCUGUUCUGGUUUUCAGUAAUUUUCUAGGAUCUCUUCCAUUCAUUGUUACUGUUAUGAUUUUCUUAGUUUUUUUUUCUCUUUUAAAUUCGAGUCUGUUUUAGUUUAGCUAGGUUCAGAGUUAACUCUUUGAUUGUUUUUUCCUUUUACUGUCUUUCUGUUCUAGAAGCGUUUUAGAUGGGAGUUGGUUUAGGUUAUGUUUAGAGUUCUUUCUUUCUUCUUUUGCUGUUUUCUUUCCAGACUUGUAAUUAGGAUUUGUUAGCUUAAUAUCAUUCUGCUUUAGAUGUCUCUUUUGCUGUUUUACUUUGUAGAGCUUUAGUUGAGAUUCUUUCUGGUUGCAUUCUGUUUAGUUUUACUUUGUCUAGGUUGUAAAUAGCUUUAGGUAAUGUUGUGCAGGUAUUUCUAGAUUCUAUUUCACAUUUUACUUAACUUUUUGCUGACUUACUUAACUUCUUAGCUUUAUUUCUUUAAGAUAGAUUGCCAAUAGUGUCUUUAGCUCUAGAUUUGAGUAGAUGUAGCUCUAGCAGUAGUUUUUGCAGUUAGUUCAGUCUAAAUAAGCAGGUUUUGCAUGAUAGAGAGUAGCAAUUCCAUUUUUUACAAAUCUUUAACCCUGGAGAGUUUUGGGCCAAUUUUUUCUUUCUAGUGUGAAUGCAUGCAUGUAUAGUCAUAGUUCUGAUUUUGUAUUAAUUCUCUUUGAUGUGCUUGAUCUUGGUAGAACUUAAGAAAUGAUCUAGGCCUUCUUUCUUCUUCCCAUUCACAUUUCUUUCCAUUGUACCCUCAUUUGAGCCUUAGCCUUUUUCUUUGCUUUCCAUCCAUUAUAAACCAUUUCCCCCGUCAAUAAACAACCUUGAGAGAUGUGUGAGAAGUAAGGAGAAUUUAGAACUCAGAAAGCAGAAAAGAGUAAGGUCAGAGGUGAGAUUGAAAAGAAAAGAGCUCUAAAAAGAAAAAAAUCUAAUCUGAAAAAUAGAAGAAAAA
This is a messenger RNA of Vigna angularis (adzuki bean), 2871 nucleotides long. RefSeq lists its product as uncharacterized. Lineage: Eukaryota; Viridiplantae; Streptophyta; Magnoliopsida; Fabales; Fabaceae. The transcript is spliced from 2 exons. Bases 1 to 975 code for a protein of 324 amino acids. The record is from RefSeq and is a predicted model, not a curated record.